UUGCAGGGACGAAGGUGAGCCACAGAGGUCUUCCUCUCCUCCCACUCAUCGCCUAAUCGAUCAAUCAAGCUGAUCAGUUUUUCUUGCUUCAGCUUUUGGCUCUACCAUUUCUUGCUUGUUCCUCUGUCGAUCGGCACUAACCUGCUACUUCCGGCCAUGGGAGGGGCAGUGGACUACUUCUCCGGCUUGUUGGGUGGCUACAGCCACAAGAGGAAGAGGCAGUUCCAGACUGUGGAGCUCAAGGUCAGGAUGGAUUGUGAAGGAUGUGAACUCAAAGUCCGAAAUGCGCUCGCUAGCAUGAAAGGGGUUCAAUCCGUGGACAUCAAUAGAAAGCAAUACAAGGUGACGGUGAUCGGGUAUAUCGAACCAAACAAAGUGGUGAAGAGGGUGCAGUCGACCGGAAAAAGGGCCGAAAUAUGGCCUUAUGUGCCCUACAACGUGGUAGCUUACCCUUACACGCCCCAAACCUAUGACAAAAAGGCACCGGCAGGGCAUGUGAGGAAUGUAGAGGUGAUCACAAUGGCCAACCAAGUGGUGAGGCCGGAGGAUAAACUCUCCACCAUGUUCAGUGAUGACAACCCUAAUGCAUGCUCUAUCAUGUGAAAUGGGUUAGAGGUUUCGAUAGUUUUAAGUAUGCAACAUUUUGUUUCCUUGUUUUGAACUUGAGUUCAUGUAAUAGAAUAAGUAAACUGAUUGUAGUUUAUGGAAGAGGAGCUACUUAUUAUCUA
Messenger RNA from Zingiber officinale, 728 nucleotides. Its product is annotated as heavy metal-associated isoprenylated plant protein 23-like. The transcript is spliced from 2 exons. Bases 157 to 603 code for a protein of 148 amino acids. The record is from RefSeq and is a predicted model, not a curated record. Gene Ontology annotation, molecular function: metal ion binding. NCBI's taxonomy places the organism in Eukaryota, Viridiplantae, Streptophyta, Magnoliopsida, Zingiberales, Zingiberaceae.